AUGAAUGUGUCUUCCACCUCCGAUAUUGAAAUAACCUUCUGGCACACUUGGGCCUUGACAGUCACUCAUGAGGCAUGUGAAUAUACCGAACAGAAAUUCAUUGCCGAGAAAACAGGAGGAGACCCAGUCAUACCUUCUCCUAAGCUAGACACCAAUCUGGUGAUGGCUUGCGAUCAAUUGGUGGAUUGCCUCAUAAAGGCAUAUAACAAUCCCAUUCGGAUGCAGAUUGAUAUUGCAAGAUACAGCAAAAUAAUCUCCCUGAAGGACACUGGACAUAAUGAAGAAAGAGAGGCGAGGUUGCUUGAGAGGUGUCCUCCUGGCCAUGAAGGUACAAAGUUGGUCGACAUACCCACCACAGUGCUCGAUGCUACCAGCGCCAUCAUUGCGUGGUACCUCCCAGAUGCCCUGACGGAAACCACCCAGAAGGAAAUUCUGGCAGCCUCCGAUUUGCUCAGUCCGAGCCUUGCAAAAAGUGUAAAGGUUGAUGGGAGUUGGCAGACUAAUCAGGAUUGGUUCAAACCAAGCUCGGAAAAUGAUGGCAUAUCUCCCGGAUGCAUCAAUCUAUCUCCGGCUUGGUUUCAACAGGGGCACAAGAAUCUGUUGGACCCGGCGGUAUCUGCCUCAUUGAAGGGACCAUUCUCCGAGAAUAUUCUCAAAGCCAUUGCCAGGCUGGCAGCCAUUGCAUCAGCUGCACUCAGGGUGAUGCAUCCUGAGCAGUACUGGGCAGGGAUACAAGCCUUUUUAAGCCUCGGACAAUCAGCCGAAAGCAAGAAUCUUCCGAGGAUGUCAGAGACCCUCCAGUACUGGGCAUCCGUGUUUAACACCCUCACCGUCAUUUCCAAUCAGCAAACCCCCAAUCAUCGAGACCACAUAUCCAUUCCUGAAUGCUUCAAUAUUCUCACCACUGUGGGUAGUUAUUCGAAUGCUCGCAUGAGUAUGCCAAGUCUUCAGCUGGAGUUCAUGAAGGAUCGUAAGACAUGGGGUUCAUGA
This is a messenger RNA of Suillus paluster, 990 nucleotides long. RefSeq lists its product as uncharacterized. Lineage: Eukaryota; Fungi; Basidiomycota; Agaricomycetes; Boletales; Suillaceae. The coding region runs from base 1 to 990 and encodes 329 amino acids. The record is from RefSeq and is a predicted model, not a curated record. The transcript has 5 exons.